AAAAAUUCAUGCAAAGAAGAAUGAGUCUUCCUUCUGCAGGAAGACCCAGUUCACCAAUGACCGACAUGCCUGAUCAUGCUUGAGAACCAAUCAACUGCAUAUAAACAUGCCUUCUUUGACAUAAACCCGGAUGGGUAAAGAGAAACUAAAACGUCCUUGAACGAUAAACUUUGCAGCAGUACAUUACAGUUUAUCUCAAAGUACAUCUUGUAUAGUAUCAGGAAUGGCUGACCAUCGAUGGCUUUCCAUACUAAAAGAAGAGAUUGGAAAAAGUCCACUGGCUUUAAACACAGUCAUAGGUUUAGUCCUCUUGGGGCUGGAGAAGAUGACAGAAUUGGAAUUUCAGUGUCCGUGCAAUCCUUAUAGGAAUGCAUGGUUUUCCUCAGCAUUCUUUGUCAUUCCAGCAAUGAUGUCUAUUAUUAUGAUGCUGAUCGCAAAUAAUUUCAGAUGUGCAUCGGGAAAGUGUUUGGAACAGUGUGGCAAGCUGAUGUCCUGCGUUACACCAGCAGUGGUGUGGCUGACCCUGCUGUUCUUUGAUGGCAAAUACUACACCUGUGCAGCUACAAGCUGGGAAGGAGAAUAUGUCAACGUGUACAGUGGUGCCCCUCUGAAAUGGUGUAAACCUUUGCAAGUGAAUGAAACUGAAAUGGAGCAACGGAGGCUUCUGUUUAAAGAUUCCCUGUUUUGGUCUCAGGUCGCAGGGCUUAUACUGCUCGGUUUAAUCUUUUUGGGACUUGGAUUGUACCAGUUUUACCAAUGCUGUAAAAAAGGAUAGGGAUUCCUCGAUCCCGACCAACCAAUGGGAGAAUUACUUCCCUCGGAAGAC
Molecule: messenger RNA, 826 nt
Organism: Paramormyrops kingsleyae
Lineage: Eukaryota; Metazoa; Chordata; Actinopteri; Osteoglossiformes; Mormyridae
Source: RefSeq, a predicted model, not a curated record